AUGGCUAUUCCUGGCCAGCGCUUUGAACUAGACCUCGACGCUGACGACUUUACGAUACGACCCCUCAACGAUGACCUCUCUCCCGAUUUAACAGCGAGCUUCGCCGUGAAGGAAAUAAAAGAGCACGACACCGAUGCACCGCCGCCUCCUCCCUCGAUCAAAUCCUCAAGAUCCGGGUUUCCAGAGCACAAGCCUCGGCGGAAUGUCUCGGCAUUCAAAAAGAACCAAGCCGCCGCAAAGGGCCCGGCGCGGCCUGCCAUUUCCUCCCGGGUAGAGCCUUCCGAUAGAGCAAUCGCUCAUCAUGUCGCCAAAAAGCACGGGGUGGGCCUCGACGACCAGGAGAAAGCUGACAUCAGCGAGGAGAACAAAAGACGAAUAGCCGAGAUGUCACUUGAAGACAUCGAAGAGGCUCGAGCCGAACUGAUGCAAAGCCUCAAUCCUGCCUUCCUUGAACGACUGCUGAAACGUGCAAAUAUCGAUGAGGACCAAUCUGGCCAGAAAACCUGGCCUGAAGACAAUCAAGAGGAGCCGGAAGCAACAGUCGAGCCGGUUAAAAUGGAUGACGCUUCGUUGCCGGCAGGCGAUGACCUAGACCCUGCUACCCUGAACGCAGGCACAUCGUCAGGACCAUCGGUUCAUUUUCCUGUGCCCCCACGAUCAACGGAAGAAUACGUCCCCUUAGACGCCAACGAUCCCUCUUUCCUGCAAGAACUGAAGUCGCACUAUUUCCCUGACACACCGCACGAUCCGUCCUCACUCCAGUGGCUACAGGACCCUACUGAGGAAGAAAACAAGGAGUCGCUGUACAACCCCGAAAAAGACUCAUACCUGGCAUCUGCUCUACGAUUCGGCUUCAAUGGCCGUUUGAUCCCCCCCCGAGAGUCUCUGGAAAUUGAUGUCAAGCAAGGUCUACACCAUCAUGGUGAUGAUCCCAACAGUGCCGGAUAUACCAUACCAGAGCUUGCAAUGCUGGCGAGAUCUACCCUGCCCAAUCAACGGUGUGUUGCGUACCAGAUCCUUGGGAGGAUGUUGUUCAGGUUGGGGAGAGGAGAUUUCGGCCCCCGCGGCAGCGAGCUGGAAGAAGCCUUGUGGUCAGUGAUCGAGAAGGAGAGGCCUAUCGAGGUCAUGAUGAGCGAAGCGAACCGCCUAUCUGGGCAUGUUAGCGCCAAGGCUCACGCUAUUGAGGCUCUUUGGCUGUGGAGGAAAGGAGGUGGAGGGGACCGUGGUGUGCUGAAACCGGGUCAGAGAGUGGCCAAAUGA
This is a messenger RNA of Exophiala dermatitidis NIH/UT8656, 1260 nucleotides long. RefSeq lists its product as uncharacterized. The coding region runs from base 1 to 1260 and encodes 419 amino acids. Gene Ontology annotation, cellular component: nucleus. The record is from RefSeq and is a predicted model, not a curated record. The transcript has a single exon. NCBI's taxonomy places the organism in Eukaryota, Fungi, Ascomycota, Eurotiomycetes, Chaetothyriales, Herpotrichiellaceae. Gene Ontology annotation, biological process: transcription by RNA polymerase II.